This is a messenger RNA of Myxocyprinus asiaticus (Chinese sucker), 4583 nucleotides long. RefSeq names its product serine protease FAM111A-like. Lineage: Eukaryota; Metazoa; Chordata; Actinopteri; Cypriniformes; Catostomidae. The transcript is spliced from 5 exons. Bases 1054 to 3099 code for a protein of 681 amino acids. The record is from RefSeq and is a predicted model, not a curated record.
AUAAAAGCUAUACAAAUCUAUAGCUUUGCGAGUGAUUAAUCCCAGUAAUAUUUUAAAUGUGUUCACGUUGUAGAUAUUGUUAAAUGAUAACAAUUCUAAAUUGCUUGAAUGAAAGAAUCUGUACGUGAACGAGUCUUUGUUCACGGAUGUCUGUCCUUUUAAAUAAACCUUUUUCACACUUUGAAACGCGCAAGUAAACGAUUGCAGGGUAAACUUCAAUGGGAGGGAAUGGGAGAUCACAGCAAAUAUUAUUUUCACUUCCCAUUUCCUCUAAGACCAAAAGAAAAAAUCCAUUAUUACGUUUGAAUGACUUUCCAGAAGAGUUAAAAAAUAGAGAGCGGUGGAUUAAGAGAGUAAAGUGGCGCAGCUGUAAUAGAAACCCCCUCGCAGCUGUGGAAAUUCAUUUUUAAAUCUAAUUCCAGGGCAAUAUAACAAAGCAUAAUGUUAUAAAUUUACACUCAAUAUUUAAAAACAUUUAUAAUAUAAAAAAUAGCGAGAUUUACGCUGCUAAAUAAGGCGGAAACGCGUCAUCACAGUCUGUGAAAAAGGUCUAUUUAUAAAUGUGUAAAAUAUAAAUAACGACCAUACACAAAGAUGACGAAAAGACGCUUUUGAAACCCAUAAUUCAUUUAUAUAGGCCAGGGGUCCCCAAACUUUUUUCUGCGAGGGCCACAUAAUUUUUCCUUAAUUUAAUGGGGGGCUAGGGAUGCAGCGAUUAACCGGUUUCGCGAUUAAGCGCGCUUUAAAACAUCACGGUUAAUUAAUCGUAAAGGUUCCGCUAAACCGAGUGUUUCUGUUACACAGAACGGAACUGCUGCAGCUUGCGCAAAAACGAAACCAAAGUUACACUAGCGGUGCACCAUCUUAAAAUGACGUUUCUUGACAGAUGAGACAAACAGCCACUUCUUUGCACUGAACAAAAAAAUAAUCACUUGUCCACUUUUGGUUAAAUACCCUUCAUUCUGAAUCAACCUUUCUCUUUCCCAGCCGUUUCGCCAUUUUGUCGUCUCUUUGAAUUUUCUCGCUGGCUCGCGCGUCACCUGUUAGAUCGCGAUGGCACGUUAUGUUGAACGUACCAUUCUGUUGAAACACUGCAUUACCUAUAACAUGCCUCGAGUACAACCACGCAAGCAAAGGAAUUCCAUGAACAUUUUGAACUAUUUUCUUCCUGAAAAAAUGGAUCAUACGAGUAAGACAGAAGAGGGGACUGCAAAAAACGGUCAUGAACCGCCGAAGGAAAAAAUGGGACAUUUUUGUAAGGAGGAAGUUAAAGAGGAACUAUCAAAAAGCCAUUUGCAGGGAGCAGAAGGGAAAAACCACACUUUCCAGUUCUGUUACGAAAAGGAGAAAUAUUCAGUGGUUUGCAAUGCAUCCAUUACUGUGCUUGAUGCUCUGAAUACAAGCCAUAUUUUCAAGGACAUUAAAACAAAAAAGAAGAACACAGAGAAAGAAAUACUUAUCCAAAGAAGAUCCAAAGGAGAAGUCCCUAGAGCUGCCGUGAAGACAGAUUUCCCCUGCUGUCUUUUUGAAAAAGAUGAAAUCAUUGAUGUAACCUUCAUCAAAAAUGAUGGAAAUGCUUCUACAAAAGUGACAACAACUGCUGGUAUUUCAUGCCUAAGUACACCUGAAAAGUUUGUCACCUUCUACAUCAAAAAGAAAGGAGGCGAGAAAAUUAAACGCUUAUUGAAGAGCAACGCCCUGAUGAGAGAAGUUGACUAUGUUUGUGUUUAUGCACUCAAAGCCAAGAAUCUGAAAAAUGCUCUAAGGCAUGAUGGACGAUUUAUCAGUGUUAUAUUCAAGAAACAUUGUGCACUAUCUGAGUUUGGUAGCGAGACAAAGCAUGAAAUGUCACACCCUGUAGAUCAUCUUGAUGGAAAGGUUUUCCAGGUAGUCAUUAUCAGUGACACCAUCCAGUUAGAUAGCCAAGAGGAUUUUACACCUGUUGACACUGAAUCUAUUGUAGCUUCAGAAAAUGCUUUUCAAGAAAGUGGGUCAGGCCAGAAUCACAAUAAAACUGAGAAAGAAACUCCUCAAAAUGGAAACACAAAAUCCAAAAAUUCUCCUGUGAAGAGAGGUGUCCCAGAAUCCAUUCCGAACUCUGAAGAGAUUCUAAAAAUUUUGCGUAAUCAGUUUAAAGAUUUACUGCAGACGCUAAAAGAUCGAGAAAAACUCCGGGACAACACACAGGUCCAGAACUUCUUUAGAGCUGAAUAUGAUAAAAGCGUUCAGAGUUUCUCUGAGGUGAAGAAAGUGAAGCAGCUUAUGAGGCUGUGUGACUCUGUAUGUCUGAUUAUGGUGGAGGACUCUGCCAGAGGAACUGGUUUCUUACUCUUCGACAGAUUUAUCCUCACCAAUGCUCAUGUUAUUGGGGACUUUGACCCUUUCUCAAAGAAACUUUCGAAGUCCUUCAGAGCAGCUUUUGGAUAUGAAGAUGUGGAAGCAAAGGAGAUCAAGCUUGUACCAAUCAAGGAACAAGUUACAGCUUACUUUUAUGGAAAUAAAGACAUGGAUAUGCAUCUUGAUUUUGCUCUUCUUGAAUUGAGCAUUGAUGAAAUGACCGAUUAUCCUGAAUUGCUGAGUCGUUUCAGCCUUGGCCCUACUCCUAACAGAGGUGGGAUCUGCAUUGUGGGACAUCCUGGUGGUGGUGUGAAGAGAAUGGACCCCUGCUUCAUCAUUCCAAGAGAGGAUCGACUUGAGGCUGAAAUUAAACACACAUCUGAGAAUGCCGAUUUCUUUCAUGUUAUUACACAGCAGUGUAUUGCAGAGAAAUGGAAGGUGCAUGAAAACCAGGUGACUUAUGACACUUGUUUCUUUCAUGGAUCUUCUGGCUCGCCAGUUUUUGAUGAAGACUGUUAUCUGAUUGGUAUGCACACUGGUGGAUACGUGUACCCAGGAAAAGGAGGUAAAACUAGGAGUGUUAUGGAAUAUGCCUAUUCCAUGCAGCCAAUUCUGGAAAAUAUAAUCAAACAGGCAAAAAUGAGUGGUAGAUUGGACAUCUUAAAUUUACUGUCUGAAUUUAAAUCUUUACGUUUAAAUUUUGACUUUGGCAAUGAUGUGGAAAUGACGGAAGAACCACAAAAUCAAGAAGACUGGAUAUGAAAAAUGGGACCGUGGAGUCCAGAUAGAAGCCACCCCCACAUUUCGGUGUCUAUUGCUUUGGAAGGAAAUGUCAAACGCAUCAUGUUUUCUUUAAUUUCCAUAUAUUUUGAAAAGAAAUGAAUUUAUGCAAAUAUUUUCCAUGUAUGUACAGUUUCAUUCAAUUAUGUAUGGAUUGUAAGUUCUGAAUGAACAUUAGAAAAUUCUAGACAAAUACUUCAAAUCAUCCUUCUAAAUGACUUCUUAUUGCCGUACAUCUCUAUUUCCAUGAUUUGAUUGAUCCAGUGUUAUGAAUGUCACACUCUUUACAUCUUCCAUGUUUUACUUUAUGCAUCUUCAGAAAUACAUAUGUACACAUAUACAGUAUAUCUAUCUUUUUAUUUUUCCAGUUUGUGUUGUCAUUUACUAUUAUCUUAAUCUUAAUAUAUUAAGAUUGAUUUUUAUUGAUAUUCCCAUUACAUCUCUUAAGAAGGCUUACAUGUGUAAAAUCAAUCUAUAUGACAAACGAGUGAUGUAUUAUGAGAAAGAAUACAUGCAAUAAAAAGUGUAACUCAACUGCAACUAUUGUGGAUUAAUUUUGACAAUACAGGGAAUCUUUGAAGACAUUUUUAUCGUCAAAUUAGAUGAAUUACACUAAACAGGUUCUUUAUAAAUAAAACUCCUACUGGUUUGUAAAAAUGAAAGCUUCAGAGAUUUAUUUGUGAUGACCAAUCAGUGUAGACCAACAACUGUUUCACACUGCACACUGAAGCAGCAGGUUUGCAACGCUACAGCGUAACUACAGCAGCAGACUCGCUAGGGCGUAAACACUGGAAGUGUCUUUUAACGCGAUCACUCGACUUUAUAGUCAGAAUUAAGUUAUUAAAUAUACAACCAUUGAAUAGCGAUAUCUCUGCUCAAUCAUCAGCCAAAACGUUUAAUUGUUGAAUAAUUAUAAGAAUAAAGACUGAGUAAUUGUGUCUUCUGUUAUGCAAAACAAUAUUUAAAGUCUCGUUGCCCUCCCCCUCAUGUACAAACCUAGUAUCUCCACUGAAUGAUUAUGUUUGUAAGUACUGAUAGAAGUUACUGUUUACAAACAAAUGCACCGCUCUGCCACUUCUAGGUUCGUUCAAUGGGAGCUUUGCACAAAUUGAGCUGAAAAUGGCCAAAAAUACUGUGAUGUAGAGUUAUAACUUGAUAUUGCGGAUUUUAAAAGCGGCUCGAAAUGAAUGAUAAUGGUCAAAGCCGUUCAUCUAGUGUAGAAAAACAUUUAAAUCCAGAUAGGCACAUGAAGGUGUCCUGUGUAAGUCCCCUUUGCUGUAGAUUAAUUUCCCAUUCAUAUGUCACAUUUCUCAGGCUUUAGAGGUGUGUUGUGUAUGAGAGUGUGUAUUUAUCAACCUGUACAUGUCCAACACAAUCAUACAGGCCCAUUAAAUGUGAAACAGGCGUAUUUAUUAGGAGAAAUGAUUUUGUGUUACCUGCUUGAAUUAAUAAAACUGUUGAUUACA